AUGAUAACCGUUUAUGUUCCGGCAUUACUAACUUUUGGGCAGUUAAUAACAACGGCAAGAUGCAUCACCGUGAUAAACUACUUUUCCUUUUGGGAUCUAAGUGGGGGGUCAUCAUUGUCCGAUCAAAAUGGAACGAAGAAGAAUAGUAAAAAAGGUCAGGAGAAAGAAAAUGGGAGUAAAAACUUGGAGGAAUAUCUGGAUAAGGUAAAAAUGAACCUGCGAAGUAAAAAAAUGAAUUAUUUAAAGCCCAUAUUUACAAACCCAGAGACGGAAAUUCAUUACUAUCUUAGAAGUGAUGGCAAUUACGAUGAGCUAUAUGCCAAAUAUCCCAUAUGUGAAGCUAAAUACAAAAUAGCAGAUAAGGUGAAAGCCCUUAGUAUAUUCCAUAAAAUGAUGAAUAAGACUAAAAAGCUAGCCCUAGUCAAGACCUGCAUAAUGGAGAUGUAUGGUGUUCUAUGGGUUACUAUUAGAAACACGAACGACAUCAUCUCCGUCGUUGCUACUGUCUAUGGAUACGUACCAUAUAUCUUAGCCUUCCUAAUGUUCCUGGGGUUGUUGCUAACCUUUAACAAGAUUCUGCUUUACUUGGCUUUUAUUAUCCCCAUCCAGUUCACACUGAACGAUUUGGUAUUGAAGAAAUUGCUAAAGAUGAAUAGACCGAUUCAUAGUGCACUUCAGUCGUAUGGAAUGCCAUCCGGACAUAGCUCCUUCUCUUUCACUUUACUCACCUUUAUAUUACUACAUCUAAGGGAGUCUAAGAAGGAUAAGUGGACGACAAUGUCUUACAUCCUUUCCAUCAUUGUACUUUUACCAAUACCUUGGAGUCGUGUUUACAUUGAAGAUCAUACCCUGUACCAGGCUUUCUUUGGCUGCAUCUUGGGAGUCUUCAUCGGUGUUGUUUCCUACAUGAUAAAGAAGCAAUGUUUGAGGCAGAAGGAUAACAUCAAGUAG
This is a messenger RNA of Plasmodium inui San Antonio 1, 951 nucleotides long. RefSeq lists its product as hypothetical. The record is from RefSeq and is a predicted model, not a curated record. The transcript has a single exon. Gene Ontology annotation, molecular function: sphingosine-1-phosphate phosphatase activity. NCBI's taxonomy places the organism in Eukaryota, Apicomplexa, Aconoidasida, Haemosporida, Plasmodiidae. The coding region runs from base 1 to 951 and encodes 316 amino acids.